AUGAUGACAAAUAAUGUUGUAGUUGAGACACAUUACACACAAAAUAUGAAUCGUUCAUUAGCAGGCGAUUCUGAUACUUAUCAACAAUGCAAUUAUCAAACAUUUCAAAUGCUUGUUCUUUCUGUUGUUGAUCCAUUAAAUACUGAUGAAAUUCGACUUAAACAUGUUCAUAAUAUAUCGGAAAACGUCGAAAUUCUUUCAACUUUACCCAAUUACGCAAUUUACAUAGAUUUAUUAGUUAAAAAUUUUCUUAGAUCAUUGGUUGAAGCAGAGACAGUAUUUAUCAUUCCAAGCAAUGCACAAACAAUAAGAAAACAGAUGAUUGAAAUUUUUCAUCGUUUACCAAUAACGGAAGCUCUUCGGCCAUUUGUAAAAGAUAUUCUUUCUCCAAUGUUUAAAUUAUUAACAAAAGAAAAUGAAGAAAACGCUUCUCUUUUAUUACGCAUUAUUGUUGAAUAUAUGAAACAAUUUCGUCCACAAAUGAUUAUGGAAGUUCGCGAAUUUCUUCAAUUUGUUCAUAAUGUUUAUCGACAAAAAGCGUCAGCGCUUGAUCAAAUAUUUUUAACGAAAAUAUUUUCACAUCCAACAUUAACAAUUAAUGAAAUUGAUGUAACAAGCGUUCUUGAACAAAUAUGUACAUCGGUUAAAUUGGUUGUUAAAAAGAUUCAAAAUUUUCCUGUACAAACAUCAUUAACAACAGAUGAACCAACCAAUCCACCAGCACAUGUCGUAACCGAUACAUUUACGAUUCUAUCUCGUGCAUCACAUUCAGUAAAAUUAUUAGCUGAAUUUCCAGUUGCUAUUGUUCUUCUCUAUCAACUUUGUCGACAAUCAUUACAAACUGAAUUCGGGGAAUUAGUACCGCUUUUUCUAAGAUAUCUUACGUUACAGCCAAGCAAAGAACAAAAGAGUGAUCAGAAAUUUAAUAUGGAAAUUUAUAUUGAAUUUCUUACAACACAAGCAAAAACGUUAUCUUUUCUUGCUUUUGUUGGUAAAACAUAUCAGGAACAAUUGGCAUUAAAUAGUGAUUUAUUAGUUAUUGCAAUUUUCCAAUUACUUGAUGGUUGUCCACCAGAGAAUGUACAAUUACGAAAAGAUAUUAUUGUUGCUGCUCGACAUUUUGUUUCGUCAGAUUUUCGAACAUUGUUCAUUCCACAUGUAAAACGAUUUUUCGAUGAAAACCUAUUACUAAGUACUGGUUAUACUGCACGUGAAACACUCAAGCCAUUGGCUUAUAAUACGUUUGGAGAUUUUUUUAAUCAUAUUCGUGCAAGUUUAUCUAUUGAAGAUCUUCAAAGUGUAUUGUAUAUGUAUUCUAAAAUGAUUCAUGAUUCGAGUUUACCACCAACAAUACAAGUGACGAGUUUAAAAUUUUUAACUAAUAUUGCAGAAUCAAUACGUCAAAAAGCAUCUGAAAAAUCUCGUGAUCUGCUCAUACAUGUUGUUGAAACUCUUAUUUUUAAAUGUAAAAGUUUAGCUAAACAAUGUACUCAUGCAUUGAAUAGUUCCAAUGAAAAAUCAAAUACUCCAACGAUACCGCCUGUUAAUGAAGUUGAUGUAACAACAAGCACAUUGAACGAACUUGUUCAAAAUAUGAAUGAUAUAACUAAUAGAGAAAAAGAACUUCAAUGUCAACAGUUAUCUUUGAUACGUUUUCAAGCAACAUCACCAUUAAUCUAUACAUUAUCGUCAAAUGAUUGUCGUACAAUCUUAAAAGUUCUUGUCAGUAGUUUACGUCAUAUCACAUGGAUCUUAGCUGAUGUUAAAAUAUCUGAUAAUCUUGUUACACAACCAAAACAAUUUCCUCCAUCAAUAACUAUUCUUUACAUUAAAUUUUUCAAAUAUAUUCUUCAAUGUUUGAUACUGUUUUUUGAAUCUGCACCACCAACAAAUGCAAAUGGAAGUUCUUCGUCAACAACUAAUAACACAACCAAUAUAACACGUAAUAAAGAAGAAAAAGAAAUCAUGGAUAUGAUUGCAAGUGUAUUUAUUGUUAUGCAUAAACAAAAUUAUCGUGAAAUAUUCGAAAACAAUCUAUUAUAUUUUUAUCAAUGUGCUAAUAAAAAUCCCAAUAUAACGCUAAUUAUGAAUACAUUACUACAACAAUCACCAUCGUCAACCAUACUUGUUGAAUUAUUACUUGAAUUUCUUCUACCGCGAAUAAAUGAAAUCGGAGAAACAAAUAAUACGAAUAAUGCUUGUUUGAAAUUAUUUAAAUUAGUUAUCAAUAGUGUUGUUACAACAACAUUAGCGAAUGAAAAUGAAAAAAUUCUUCAACCAUAUUUAAAACAAAUUAUUUUACGUUCAAUUGAAUGUGCACAAGUAACACAAGAUCCAUAUAAUUAUUUUAUAUUAUUACGUGCACUUUUUCGUAGUAUUGGUGUUGGUAAUCAUGAAUUACUGAAUCAAGAAUUUUUAACUCUAUUACAUUUUCUCUUACAACGCUUAAAUGAAUAUCAAUCGUGUAAACAUCGACAAAAUCUAAGAGAACUAUUUAUUGAAUUAUGUUUAACUGUACCUGUACGUCUAAGUGUUUUAUUACCAUAUUUACCAUUAUUAAUGGAGCCAUUAGUUAAUGCACUAAAUGGUUCAUCAACAUUAAUUUUACAAGGUUUACGUACAUUAGAAUUGUGUGUAGAUAAUUUACAGCCAGAUUUUCUUUAUAAUCAUAUUUUACCUGUACGAAGUAGUUUAAUGAUAUCAUUGUAUCGUUUAUUGAGUCAUUCUAAUAAUGAUAUUGCACAGAAUACAUUUCGAAUAUUAGGAAAAUUAGGUGGAAAUAAUCGAAGAAUACUUAAUGAACCACAACAAAUCAAAUAUGAUACUGAAGACUUUGAUUCAGAACAAGAAGCUGAAAUUUAUCUACAAAUGUCUUUUGAACAUGAAACAAAAUCAAUUAGUAUACCAUUAUUAAAAAUUCUUCGUACUUGUGCCGAUCAAUUAAAAUCUUCUAUUGCUGAUCAGCAUCAAAUAAAACGUCAAGCAUGGCUCAUAGUUCGAAGUGUUCUCUCGGUUCUUAUUUCGAAUGAUGAUGAUCACGAUCUUGUUACACAUCUUUUAAAUCAUUCGAGUUUUCUAAAUGGUAAUAUAUCUGAGUGUCCAUUAGUAUGGAAUGCAAAUAUUGAAUUAAAAUCUCAUUAUGGUCAUAUUUUACUCCUUCAAUGCCUUCAUCAAGCUGCGACAUGUAAAACAUUAGCUGAUGAAGUUCUUUCUAUAUUGAAAUCUACUAUUCAACAUUAUGCAUUGGUUUCAUUAACACGUCAAAUAGGGCCUUCAUCAUCAGAAACUUACGAUACAACUGAUAAUAUUGAUUGUUCAACAAUUCUAAUCGACAGUAUUGUUUCUUGCUAUAUUGAUAUUGAAGAUGAAUUAAAUGCUAUUGGUCGCAUAUCAUUCGAAACAUUGCUUAAUACUUUACUUACAAUAUUUAAUAGCGAUUAUCAACGUAUAACUAAACUGCCAAUAUUAAAUUAUUUAAUUACUACUCUACGUAAUCAUUGCCAUGAUCGGAUGUGGUAUUCAAAACAAGGUUCAUGUCGUUUUCUUCAUCAAUUAUGUUUAAAUUAUUUUCGAAAAGAAACCGAGUGGUUUAUGAAGAAUUUCAGUGAAAUUCUAAAUGAAUUCUUUCAUGUUAUUAUCUCUCUAACGGACGAAAUUUCAUCGGGUACAUUAGAUAUAAUUUCAAAUAUGAUUAAGGAAUUCUUUGAACAUUAUACUUCAAUAAAAUCAAAUGAAAAUCUAAAUGAAAAUUUAAUUGAAUUAUUACUUAAUUAUAUAUUUUCACCGAUUAUCUAUAUUCGUAAUCUAGUCUACGAUUGUUUACGUCAAUUAAGUUAUUCAUUUCAACAACCAAUAUUACGUUUAAUUGAACCAUUUAAAAGUGAUUUAAUAAAAAAAUUUUCAUCUUCAAAUAUUUUACCGUUUAAAAAUCAAUCACUCAUGUACCAAAUAACAUAUUUGGAUGUCUAUAUUUAUUUUCGUACUUUAGAACCAAAAAUUUCCUACAUUACAUUAUAUGACGAUGAUUUAUUUAAAGAUUUAUCAACAUUUAUAUUUGAUGAAAAUGAUUUAAUUAAAUCAUCAUCCUAUCGUUCCUUAACACAACAACAAUUAACAUUAAAUUUAACUGUAUUAAAAAAAUUAGCAGUACGUACAUUAGGAGAAUAUCAUGAACAAAUUGAAUAUCGUGAUCGUGUAUUAAGAUUAUUCUUUAAAAUUUUAACAACAAUUCAAUCCAAUGAAUUACAAUUGAUUGCAUAUGAAACGAUAGAAAAAAUCUUUACAGGCCAUCAAAAUGAUCAAUUACGCUCGCGUUUCGUUGAUUUAUAUGUUCAAAAACUACCAUUUCAAGAUUAUGAAAAAUUAAAUUUAACGCCACAAAUGGCACAAACAUUAUUUUGUCUGUCAAAAUUAUCACCGAAUUCAUUUGACGAACGUCUUUGUGAGCAAAUUCUUAAUUUAAUUCGAAGGUUGAUGCAGACUAUUGCACAAACAUUUCGCUCGAUUGUUGAUACACAAAAUCAAUACUAUAAAUCGUGUUUGAUUCUAUUGGAUUUAUUAGCAACUUUACCAACUUCAUCGAAAAAAAUCAUUGAAUCUUUAACGAUGCUUAUUUUAAAAUUUGAUAAACAUCUUAUGAUAGAAUCAAGUAGUGCCUGUCGUAAAUAUUUAGUUGAAUUAUUGAUUCGUCAUCCACAAUUAAGUCUUGAUCAAUUUAUAAAUGAUGAAAAUCGUUUACAAGAUUUACAGUGGAGUCGUCUAUUUCUUGACUUAUUAAAAAGUUCAUCAUCAUCGAACAUUCAAACAUUUGUACGCACAAAUUGGCUUGAUCGUUUUCGUCAAAUUCUUAGUGAUCAUAUUGUUUUUAUUGAAACAUCACAAAAUAUUCCUUCAAUCAUAUGUAUAACAAUACGUUCAUUAUCGAUAUUAGCACGAACCGAUCAAUUAUGGUGGUCACGACAACAUGAACUUGUUUCACUUCUAUUACGUUUAUGGCGUUCCAAUACAUUUCAACAACAUUCAUUCUUAUCUUCAGAACAUUUUGAUUCAUUUUGUACAAAAGAAUUGAAUAAUGUUCUUAAUCUAUGUUUAAUCUAUUAUCAGUAUCAACCUGAACGCAUACGUUUAUUACUUGAAUUAACACGUAUAUAUUCAUCUAUAGACAAAUUAUUUUAUCCAAAGAAAUUCUUUAGUUUUAUACAAGAUACAAUAAUAAAAACUUAUUCAUUAAAAUGGAAACGUGAUGCAUUAUUAUCAUUUAUAUCGUUACGUAAUGAUGAGUCAUAUACAUUAGAAUGUAAAUCAUUAUUUUUCGAAUACAUUUUAUUACCAUCAUUUACAUACGAAUUUGAAAAUAAUAAAGCACAAAUAACAAAUGAAUUGUUUCAAAUCAAUGCAAACAAUGAUGAAACUAUUAUUGAUUUAUUCAUUCGAACAAUGAUUGACAAGAAAUAUCUUCAUCAAAUCAAUGAUAAAUAUCGCAUUUGUUUAUUAAGAUUUUUAUGUUUAUUUCUUGAAUAUAAACCACAAUUAAUAUGUGACACAAAUUCUUCAAUAACAAAUAAACGUGAUAAUGAAAAACUUCGUCGUGUUAUGGAAUGUGCCUAUGAAACAUUAUCAAUGAAUAAUAUCGAUUCGACAUUUAAAUGUCAAGCACAUCUACUUCUUUGCUAUAUUAUAUCAAAAUAUCCUAUUGUUAAACGUAUAAUUACAAAUGUUUUUACGAGUUUAUUAAAAUCAUAUAUUAUUGAUGCGAAAUAUUUAGUUCGACAAGCAACAGAUUUAUUAAUUCCAGCUAUACCAAUACGUAUGGAAGAUGGCAAUGAAGUUUUAGCUGAGUAUACGAAAAAAAUUCUUUCCGAUGAUGCUCAUGGAAAUUUACAAUUAAUGCAUAUUAUGACUAUUAUUGUACGACAUCAAACAAUCUAUUUUCAUGUGCGAUAUACAUUAGCAAAUUUAAUGAUACAAUCAGCACAAAGAAUAGCUGGACAACAAACUAAUUCGAUGGAACAUAAAAAGUUAGCUAUUGAUAUUAUUGAAGUUAUUAUUAAAUGGGAAUUACGAAAACAUAGCGAACAAAUAAAUGAUCAGAAAAAUUUUAGUCGAUCAUUAAUUGACAUAAUGUUUAGUUUUCUUAUUAGACAUGCAUGCCAAAUUAAUAUACCAAAUAUGAUACCGUUAUCACAACAGUGUAUUAGAUUAUUUAAAAUUGCAAGAAAAUAUGCAUGGCCCAAUGUUGAUGUUAAAUUAACUACAUUCGAAAGAUUAAUACAUCAAAUUGAAUCAUCUACUGUGGCUGCUCACAAUUCAAUUGCUAUUGCUAUUGAUCUUCUUGCAUUUCUGAUAUCAACAUUUACCGUCAUACAAAUAAAAUACACUAUGCGUACCCUAAAACGUUCUUUAAUAACAUGUGUAUCAAUAACAAAUAAUCCACGUUUAGUUGAAUCCAUGCAAAAUCUAUUUAGUAAACUUAUUGUUCAAAUUCCUAUUGAACCACCAGCAGCCAUUAUUCCUACAACAGCAACAAAUACUCAACAAGGAUUAUCACCACAACUUGUUCAAGCUACAUUAGCUUCACUUGCAACAGCAUCAACAGCAAUGGGACAAAAUCAACAAACAAUUCUAACAAAUAAUUUACCGUUAUCAUCACAUACAAUGAGUAAAAGUGAAGACAUUGAACAAUUCUAUACGAUUAUAACGAAAACAAUUAUUGAUAAUAUGAAUAAUACACCAACCUCAAUUGUCAAUACAACAGAUAGGUAG
Messenger RNA from Rotaria socialis, 6762 nucleotides. The record is from the annotation of a GenBank genome assembly. NCBI's taxonomy places the organism in Eukaryota, Metazoa, Rotifera, Eurotatoria, Philodinida, Philodinidae.